AUGUCCCUCUUCGACGGCGUCCUCUUUGCGGCAGCACCGCCACAAGAUGCCAUCCCCAACAGGAACGCGCCUUACGAGGCCUCUGGGCUGCUCGGAGUCAUUGGUGUCUUCCUACCCAUCACAAGUGUUGUCAUCGGCAUCCGUAUCUACAGCAGAGUAGUACUCUCUGGCAAAUUCGCUCUUGAUGACUACCUGAUGGCAGUGGCUUUCUUGCUAGGACUGAUCAUGAUCGGCUUUAUCCUGGACAUGCUGAAUUGGGGGCUGGGAAAGCACAUGUGGGAUGUCCCGCUACAACCAGACUUGAUGCCCAACUGGAGCUUCGACAACCUCAUCGCAGCCAUAAUGUUCUGCGCCGCCACCGGCUUCGCCAAGGGGUCUAUCCUGCUCUUCUACCUGCGCAUAUUUCCGACACGCCGCAUGCGCUGGGCCGUCUGGCUGGCCUUUGCCUUCGUCAUGGGCUUCUCCGCGGCCUCCGUGUUUGUCAACAUCUUCAGCUGCAACCCCGUCUCUGGCUCGUGGGACCUCGUUGCAUCCGCAAAGGCAGUGUGCAUCGACAGGCCGUUGUUCUAUUUCGCGCAGGCCGGGCUGGGAAUAUUUGCGGAUAUCUUGACUCUGGUGUUGCCGUUGCCAAUGCUCAGCACCUUGCAGCUCCCGUUCAAGCAGAAGGUCGGGGUGGCGGUAGUGCUCACCAUGGGCGGGUUCGUGUGCGUGGUCAGCAUUGUCCGGCUGCAGACCCUGAAUGUGUUGAUGACGGAUACAGACCUGACGAGUAACAUCAUCGGCGGCUCCAUCCCGGCCCUGAAGCCCUUUGUCAGGCGCUUCUUCCCCCGCAUCCUA
Molecule: messenger RNA, 837 nt
Organism: Microdochium trichocladiopsis
Lineage: Eukaryota; Fungi; Ascomycota; Sordariomycetes; Xylariales; Microdochiaceae
Exons: 5
Source: RefSeq, a predicted model, not a curated record